This is a messenger RNA of Suillus plorans, 457 nucleotides long. RefSeq lists its product as uncharacterized. The coding region runs from base 50 to 367 and encodes 105 amino acids. NCBI's taxonomy places the organism in Eukaryota, Fungi, Basidiomycota, Agaricomycetes, Boletales, Suillaceae. Gene Ontology annotation, molecular function: ATPase activator activity. The transcript has 3 exons. Gene Ontology annotation, biological process: protein import into mitochondrial matrix. Gene Ontology annotation, cellular component: PAM complex, Tim23 associated import motor. The record is from RefSeq and is a predicted model, not a curated record.
CAGUGACCAAAUUUAGCACAGCCACGCCUUGCUCUCUUCUUUUCAUCUCAUGGCAACUCCUGUAAUUGUCGGUGUUGGAGCUAUCACAGCUGCUCUCGUUGGUCGACAUCUUGUACGCAAUGGUAUUAUUGGAAAGCGGGCAGCAGACCAGUGGGUCAAGGGUGGUUUUAAAGCGAAAAUGGACCGCAAGGAGGCUAUUGCAAUCCUUGGGCUAAAGGACGGCGUAACACUGCGAAACAAGUUGAAAGAUGCCCACCGUCACAUUAUGCUCGCAAACCACCCUGACCGUGGGGGCUCUCCAUACUUGGCAAGUAAAAUCAACGAAGCCAAAGACAUGUUAGACAAGACAGAUGGAAAGUCGAGAUAACUUUUAAUUCUCUUACGUUGGUUACUCACUAUACCGAAUUUCUUCACAUAUUUAUCAAGUAUCGAGACAACCACCUCGUCCUGUUGACCG